GAUUCCAUUGCUGCCUGCACAUCCAUACUACCUGAAGCCGAGUAUAAUUACUCUUGGAGGGAGAAUCAAGUGCUUUAAAACUUCAGGUGCAUCGAGGAUUCACAUCAACUUCAGGAUUUGAGCUGAAUUUCGGGAACAGCCUUCAGCUUUGUUCGUCGACCUGCACAAGUCGACGCAAAAGCAGCGCAUCGAUCAAGCAUUCUCACGAUGGGUUCGUUUCCACCUUUGCGUUUACUGAGUAUAUUGGGACUGAUUCUACUGGCGACAAUCACGGACGCUCACUCCUACAGUGGUGCUGAUUACUACAAGGACUCAUGCCCGCAAGCAACGACCAUAGUGACGGACAUGGUCAACAACUUUGUCAAGGCAAACAAAAAUCUGGCUGGGGGAUUCCUGCGACUGCAUUUUCACGACUGUUUCGUGAGGGGCUGCGAUGCUUCCGUGCUCCUAAAUUCGCCAACCAAUACGGCUGAGAAGGAUGCACGACCCAAUGCUGGAUCGCUUCGAGGAUUUCACGAAAUCGACCAAAUCAAAGCGGCACUCGAGGCCGAGUGCCCUGGAAUUGUAUCAUGCGCCGAUACUCUCGCCCUUGCUGCUCGUGAUGCCACCGUCAAGGUUGGAGGUCAGAGCUGGUCACUGGAUCUCGGUCGAAAAGAUGGCAAAGUUUCGAUUUCUUCCGAUGCGGAUGCGCAGCUUCCAUCACCAUUCGCGACUUACGACCAACUCGUACAGAAUUUCUCGGCUGUGGGAUUCACGCAGGAGGAAAUGGUCAUUCUCUCCGGAGGCCACACCAUCGGCCGAUCAUCAUGCGGAGCAGUUCAGUCUCGUCUCUAUAACUUCAACGGAGUUGCGGGACUCACCGAUCCAUCGAUCGACGCCUCUUUAGCCAAACAGCUCAAGAAGAAGUGCCCAGAGAACGAGCCGGGCAGCACGCUAGCCAUGGAUUCCACCAAGAACACCUUCGACCAUUUGUACUUCAAGGCAGUCUUGAACAACAAAGGCCUCUUCCAGUCGGAUGCAAACUUACUGACGAAUCCAGUGGGAAAGGAGCUUGUGACUCGAUACUCAAAGGCCGGUUCUUCGUUCUUAACUGACUUCGCAGCAGCCAUGAGGAAGAUGAGUAACAUCCAGUGGGCGACUGACGGCGAGGUUCGCCGAGUCUGUUCAGUCAUCAACCAAUAACGAAGCCUUGAUUUUCAAACUCUGAUGACUUUGUAAAGUCAAGAGUCUCCGGUGUGGACUUGGUGCUGGGGUGGGAAUGGGAGAUCGAAAUCUCAGUUCUGAAAGGAAAGCACAGAUGAUCAUAGAUUCAUUUUCAAGGAUACUUGCAGUCCAAAAAGUUGGAAACGCACAUGCUGUGCUUUCAGAAAAUUGCUGUAAGCAUAAUCGACCGUAUACACAAUUCAUUCAUUUGCUGAACCUUUUCCAUUGGGGAGGUUCAACAUAGCAAUCAUUCAAUUGGGGAUGAUCGUGGAAAUAAAGAGCCAUAGCAUCAAUCAAUAUGCAAAAAGACGAUUCACGGUCCUUGC
This is a messenger RNA of Marchantia polymorpha subsp. ruderalis, 1529 nucleotides long. The record is from the annotation of a GenBank genome assembly. NCBI's taxonomy places the organism in Eukaryota, Viridiplantae, Streptophyta, Marchantiopsida, Marchantiales, Marchantiaceae.